Molecule: messenger RNA, 2030 nt
Organism: Oryza sativa Japonica Group (Japanese rice)
Lineage: Eukaryota; Viridiplantae; Streptophyta; Magnoliopsida; Poales; Poaceae
Source: RefSeq, a predicted model, not a curated record
CUACCGAACACACAAACAAUAAAAAUGGAUGAGGGAGACAGAUAGGCAACCCAUCAAAUGCCAUCGCGAAGUUUCUCAGUUGUUUUUCAGUUGUUGGCCACCUAAGCAGAUCAAGGACGACCGGCGACUUGUCAAUGCAUACGUCCAAGGAAUUGACGACGGAUCAUGAGCCGCCGGUGGUGGAGCUCACCACGGACGCGGAGUACGCGCAGGAGCAGCCCCGGCUCGUCCGGUUCUUUGGCACGACCAUCGUGCUGAGCCUGGGGCUACUGCACGCCGCUUGCUCCCUGCACUGGGCUCAUCGUCCUCUCCCUCGCGGCGUCGGCACGGCCGCGUUCGGCGCCACUGCGGUGCUGUGCCUCGCGGUGGGCGCGGUGUCGCUGCUGCUCUCGUGGAGUGCUGCGGCGAGGAUGACGGCGACGAAGGCGCUGCCCACGCGGCGUGUCGAGCGGCGGCUGCUCAACCGGCUCUGCGCCGCGGUCCACGCGUCGUCCGCGCUGCUCAUGCUCGCGCCGGUCGGCCUGCUGGUGCUCGUCGCCGACAAGGCGUACGCGUUCGCCGUGGUCGUGCCGUUGGGGCCGGUGGGAGCGAGCCUCUUCCCCGUCGUGCGCAAUGGAGCCCGCUUCGGCUUCGCCUGGGGCGCGGCGCAGUACGAGGCUCACGAGCAUGACCUCCGGCGCUACUUCGGCCUCGCCGCCGGCGUCACAGUCCCCACCUACGUAGCGCUACUUUCUCAUGCCGUCUCCGAUCAUUUCAGGCCGGCCGGCUCGGCUCAACGCCGGCACCAUGAUCUGGGCGGCGUGGACGCCGUCGAAUGCCUCCUGCUGUACGCGUCUACCGCUGGCCUUGCGCUGAUGCUUCUUGCGACGUCGCCGCCGGCGCUGUGCUUCCGUCACACGAGGGCAGUUGUCGUGAACCAUUUCCUCGGCGUCCUCGCCGACGCGCUGCUGGCGUUGGUCGGCCUCGCCGCGCUCGUGGCCACGGCUGAGAUCGCAGGUGGCUUGGCAGCAUUGGCACCGACCACUAACGUCAUAGCCGCAUGUGCCAUAUUUGCGAAAGAGCACGAGGACGAGCCGGACCGUCGUGGGCAAGACGAUACCAAAGAUCACCUUUGUUCAUCGUCAUCGUCGCGACAGCCCGUGGCGCCCCUAGUGGUGAAUUCGCUGGCGUUCGGCACGGUAAUGCUGUCCUACUCGGCGCUUGAUGGCGGCCGUGCCUUCAGCUGGCCGGAGAAGGCCUGCCUCGUCGCCGUCGCUUCCCUGCUCGUCGGCAACCUUAGCCAGAUGGCGCUGCAGCGCCGCGCCGUCCGCACGGAUAGCGUGGUCACCACUGCACUGUCCCUCUUUGACAAGGUUAAUAAGGUGACGUUGCUGAUUGCUGCAUUGGGUUGUAUGGCUGUGUUAGCUACGCACAAAAUUACUGCAUCCCACUAGGUAUAGCUAGCUAACCGACGAUCGAGGACCCGACUACGAGACUUACUCCUUCCGUCCCAAAAUAUAAUUAAGUAGUUUCGGUUGGAUGGAACACGUCCUAGCUAGUACUACGAAUCUAGAUAGACAGCCCAUCGAGAUUCCUAGUACUAGCUAGGAAAUGUCCAAUCCAACCAAAAUUCUUUAUAUUUUGUAACGGAGGGAGUAUAUGUUGUUGCAUGCGAUAUAUGGUCUAGAUGUUAUAUCCAGGAGAAGUUUUUUUUAUGAUAUUUGAGGAGGUAUCAUAAGGUAUGUGCUACCAUUUGUAGACAACAAUAAGUGUAGUAGAUCUUACUACCUUCGUAACGACCAUAAAAGAACUGAUCUACAUAGGGUGACGUUGUUGUUGUAAUCUAGCUUGUAGUUCAGGUUUUUUUUCUUUCAAUUCUUAUUUCACCUAGCUAGUAGUAUGAUGUACUGUAUGGUCGUGUGCUAAUGUCUCACUUCUGCAGGAAAAGCCCAUAUGAGACUAUGAUGUACCAUCAAAAAACUCAGUUGUUUCUGCAAUCAGUUAAUCAGACCUAGUUUGAAUUUUUUUAACGCUUUUAAUUGAUUUCAUAA